Molecule: messenger RNA, 1446 nt
Organism: Lineus longissimus
Lineage: Eukaryota; Metazoa; Nemertea; Pilidiophora; Heteronemertea; Lineidae
Product: atrial natriuretic peptide receptor 2-like
Exons: 11
Coding region: 1-1446 (481 amino acids)
Biological process (GO): receptor guanylyl cyclase signaling pathway; protein phosphorylation; intracellular signal transduction
Cellular component (GO): plasma membrane
Molecular function (GO): protein kinase activity; guanylate cyclase activity; peptide receptor activity
Source: RefSeq, a predicted model, not a curated record
AUGUCUUUGUUCAUGCCGACGGUGUCAAAUAUCAGAAAGACCACGGAGAAGGUGCAGGCGAGGGCGGAAGAAAUCAAGGAGAAGACAAUCGAACAACUUGACUGUGAUCGCGCUGAGCAAAUACUAAGGAGCCCGGAUAAUAGGAAGAAUUUUGGACUCGAGUCUCUUCGGGACAACACGGGAUUGACUAAACAGAAAAGAAAAGAUGCCAGAAACAGAAUAUACCGACCUCGCGAAUGUGGCCCAGAUGUAUUCUUUAGCGGAAGCAUGCAGACCGUAGAUGUCUAUGCGUACGGUGUCAUCCUUAUUGAGUUGGUCAACAGGAAACCUCCUUAUUUGGAGUUUGACCCUGAAAGGCUAGAGCCAAACUGGAAGCCACCCAUCCCCAUGUUCCAUCAAGACCAAACGGACGACGAUGAUGUUUGUCUCUGUGAGGAAGAAUACACUGAGUUAAUGCUGUAUUGCCUCAGUGACAUUCCCAAGUACCGUCCAAGCAUUAAGAAGACUAAACGGUACAUGAAGCGUCUCCAGAUGGGAGACAACAAGGAUGUUUCGAGGAAGCUAGGCUUGCUUGAGGCCUACUCAUCCCUCCUGGAAUCGCACGUUAAGGAAGAGAAAGAGAAGUUGGAGACUGAAAAACGGAAACUGGUAGACUUGUACCAUGUACUGGUACCAAAGACGUUAUCCACAGAAAGUGGAGCGGCAAAGGGGGGUUGCUUCAAGGACUGCACCGUGUACUUUAGUGAUAUUGUUGGUUUCACUUCUUUGGUUGCGGAAAGCAGUCCCAAGGAAGUGGUCAGCCUACUGAAUAAAGUCUACACCAGCUUCCUUCGUGUUGUGGACAAGUAUGAAGUGUGUGUUGUCGAGGUUAUUGGAGAUGGAUACUUGAUGGUGAGUGGCGCACCCUGCCCUAACCCACAGCGUGCCAAAGUAGUCGCCAACAUGUCACUGGACCUCCUCAAACAUUAUGACUACUUCCCAAUACUACACCAACAACGGGAAAAACUUGUUAUCAGGAUUGGUCUAAACUCAGGUUCCGUGUACGGUGGAAUAAUUCAUCAGGCCAUACCCACCUUCCACAUCUUUGGCGAGGCAGUCACGAUGGCAUCUAGAAUAGCAGCAACAAGCAAAGCACGCAAGAUUCACAUCAGUGAAACUACCUUCAAACUAUUGGAAGAGUGUGGAGAAUAUGUUCUAAAGCGGAACACUUUAUCAGUUAAGGGGACAAGAACAUGGUGGUUGCUUGGCAAACUCGAGCAUCCUACCACAUCGGAAGCAGAAUCAGAACCACAACAAGUCGGAGGAUCUGUACGAAGCAGCUCGGUGACAGAAUGUGGGGACUGUUCAACAACACAUUGCUCAGAAACAAGCGAAACACUAUCUGAAAAAUCUGCGCAGGAUGUAGCAAUCACACUCACUAUGGAAGGGCAUGGAUCGCCGGUCUAG